AUGGGCAACUGUUUCGGCAAGCCCAAGUCCGACAACUUCUCGAGCUCCGGCCAAACCCUCGCCAAUUCCUCCGCCAACGCUCCGAAGCCCGUCACAGCAACGACACCACUCAAGCCCAAAACUGCUUCAUACUCACCCACACCAGCGCAAGGACGCACGGUGGGCGGGGCUUCCACUUCUGCACCUGGUAGCGAUCCUCGCGCUGCUGCUGCUUUGGCUGCAGAGGAACGACUCAAAGCAAGUCAAGCAAGAGAAAAGGGGAAGCUCGGUAGACAACUCGAUGCUCAGAAAGCGCAGACACACAACCAGGUCCUGGACGAAACAAGUAGAGACAACCGACUCGCUAGAAACGCAGACGAGAAUGCUCAAACCAGAACUUGGAAUUGA
Molecule: messenger RNA, 387 nt
Organism: Aureobasidium subglaciale EXF-2481
Lineage: Eukaryota; Fungi; Ascomycota; Dothideomycetes; Dothideales; Saccotheciaceae
Exons: 2
Coding region: 1-387 (128 amino acids)
Source: RefSeq, a predicted model, not a curated record